UGCACUUGCAGUUGACUUCACACUGGUUUGCUGGUUAUACCCAGUUAACCUACUCGCAUUGUAUUACAUUUUUUAAAUAAAAAAAAGUGGACAUUUUUAUUAAAAAUGGAACCGUACGAUGUAAUUGUUAAUCAACCUGUCGUUAUUGAUAACGGUUCUGGAGUAGUUAAAGCUGGCUUUGCCGGUGAUCAAAUUCCAAAGUGCAGAUUUCCGAAUUACAUUGGAAGGCCAAAACAUGUACGUGUAAUGGCGGGUGCUUUAGAAGGAGAUUUAUUUGUGGGACCCAUAGCAGAGGAACAUCGUGGCCUUCUUUCCCUUCGUUAUCCAAUGGAACAUGGAAUUGUCACCGAUUGGAAUGAUAUGGAAAGAAUUUGGACAUAUGUUUAUAGCAAAGAUCAGUUAGCAACUUUCAGUGAAGAGCAUCCAGUUCUAUUGACUGAGGCUCCUCUCAAUCCUAGGAAAAAUCGUGAGAAAGCAGCUGAAAUCUUCUUCGAGUCUUUUAAUGUUCCUGCUUUAUUUGUCUCUAUGCAAGCAGUACUUAGUUUAUACGCCACUGGAAGAACGACGGGAGUCGUUUUGGAUUCAGGCGAUGGCGUUACUCACGCAGUACCAAUUUACGAGGGAUUUGCGAUGCCUCAUAGCAUAAUGAGGGUAGACAUAGCAGGUCGCGAUGUCACCAGAUUCCUGAGGCUUCUACUUCGAAAGGAGGGAAUUAAUUUCAAGACAUCGGCAGAAUUUGAAAUUGUCAAAACAAUUAAGGAGAGAUGUUGUUACUUGUCGACCAAUCCUCAGAAAGAGGAAACUAAUGAAACAGAAAAGUUCCACUACGUCCUACCAGAUGGAAGUCAUUUAGAAAUUGGACCAGCUAGGUUUAGAGCACCCGAAGUGCUUUUCAGACCAGACCUAAUAGGAGAAGAGUGUGAGGGACUUCACGAAGUUCUCAACUAUUCGAUUCAAAAGUCUGAUUUAGAUUUAAGAAAAGUACUAUUCCAAAAUAUCGUUCUGUCCGGAGGAUCUACUCUACAUCGUGGAUUCGGAGACAGAUUACUUGCUGAAAUUCGCAAAAUGUCACCAAAAGACAUUAAAAUUAGGAUAUCUGCUCCUCAAGAACGUCUAUACAGUACUUGGAUAGGGGGAUCAAUUUUGGCUUCUUUAGAUACAUUCAAAAAAAUGUGGUGCAGUAAACGAGAAUAUGAAGAUGAUGGAGUUAAAGCAAUUCAUCGCAAGACUUUCUGAAUUGAUUAUUUCAAACAAUCGGUUAAUAUGAGAUCAUUCUAAAAGUAAUACAAAAAAAAAAAAUUCUGCACAAUUGUCGCACUUGUCGCGUUGUUUUUAUGUUAAUUAAAACCAAUUUUUUUUUAAACAGCGUCGAAGAACAAUUCUUCCGGAGCCUUAGCUUUUAUCCUUUUUUUUGCGCAUAUUUUUUACGACUAAUUUAUAAAUACCGAGUAUUUGAAGAAUAUUGAGACCAGUAUAUAAGAAGGGAGAAAUAUUUAAGAUAACUUUAACUCAAGUUUUAUACGUCACUGUUUAAUCAAGUGUAAUAUAAUAGAGGAUUAUUUCCAGACGAUUGAAUCACACAAAAGUUCUUCACAGAAUCAAUUUUUUUUUAUUUAUUGGGAUUUUAUCUGUAUCUUUUGAAAACUGUGAUAAAGAACAAGAACAAAAAGCAUA
Messenger RNA from Leptopilina heterotoma, 1674 nucleotides. It is a transcript of the gene Arp1, whose product is annotated as actin-related protein 1. NCBI's taxonomy places the organism in Eukaryota, Metazoa, Arthropoda, Insecta, Hymenoptera, Figitidae. Bases 106 to 1236 code for a protein of 376 amino acids. The record is from RefSeq and is a predicted model, not a curated record. The transcript has 7 exons.